Messenger RNA from Culex pipiens pallens (northern house mosquito), 1765 nucleotides. RefSeq names its product cytochrome P450 4c21-like. The transcript is spliced from 5 exons. Bases 82 to 1587 code for a protein of 501 amino acids. The record is from RefSeq and is a predicted model, not a curated record. NCBI's taxonomy places the organism in Eukaryota, Metazoa, Arthropoda, Insecta, Diptera, Culicidae. Gene Ontology annotation, molecular function: heme binding; oxidoreductase activity, acting on paired donors, with incorporation or reduction of molecular oxygen; iron ion binding.
CGGUAUCAGAAAGGUGCAAGCAACGGUGAAGAAAAGACUUUUUGUUUUUUUUUGUGAAUUCAAGUGAAUAUCUAGUGCACAAUGUAUGGGGUGUGUUUCGUGUUGGUUAUGAUCUUAAUUUCCGUGUACUACCAGUGGUCCAGGAGGAAAAUAGUGGAUGCUGUUGCAAACAUGGACGGGCCCCCCUCGCUGCCACUGAUUGGAAAUCUCUAUAUCCUGAUGAAGUACAAUACUGGAGAAAAGAUCUUCAACUACGUUUCGUCAAUCGGAAGAAGCUACAGAUAUCCAAUAAGUAUCCACAUAGGCCCAUUGCUAUACGUGUUGUUGGACAAUCCAGACCACUUGAAAACAGUGCUGAACUCGAAACACUGCUUGGAUAAACUAGGCAUGUACGAGUUUUUCGACGUAAAUCGUGGACUCCUCGUUGCUAAAGGUCAUGUCUGGAAAGGGUUACGCAAAAACUUAAAUCAUUCGUUCGGGAAGGCCAUUGUGAGUGAUGUUGCCCGGACCUUCAAUACAAAAAGCACGAUUCUUGUUGAGAAUUUGGAAAAAUAUGUUGGCCAGGGUGAGCAUGAUCUCUCGCACGAUUUCGUCAAGUGUUUCCUGGACACUAUUUUGAACACAGCAUUUGGCGUGAAUUUGGACUUGCAAUGGACACCGUUAGGCGAUGAGCUCGUCAAAGUAGCUGAAAAAUAUCUUGAGCUUACCACUAAGCGAAUGUUUUACCCCCUUCAGUACUCUGAUCUAUUGUACCGUUUUACCAACGAUUGCAAAAUUCACCGUGAAAAUCUUACAUAUUUGCGUGACUUUUCGGAGAAGGUGUUAGACAUUAAGGCGCAAAGUGAUAAACCUUCUGCCCCAAGUGAUCAAAAGCAGACUGAAGAAGACAUCGCGAACGGCAGGAAACCGCUCAUAUUUUUGGACAGUUUGUUGGAUUUGGCCCGGAAAUCGGACAAUUUCACAAAGGAGGACAUCAUAGACAAUAUGAUCACGAUCAUCGAAGCUGGGAAUGACACAACGGCCACCACACUUAAAAUGGUAUUUUUGAUGCUGGCGAUCCACCCGGACAUCCAGGAACGAGUUCACGAAGAGAUCUUACGGGUUUGUCCCGAUACGGACCAGUUUGUAUCGAUGGAGGAUGCCAGUGCGUUGUCUUACAUAGAAACGGUGUGCAAAGAAGUUUGGAGACUUUAUCCCGUUGGACCUUUCGUUGGCCGUGUGGCGACGCUGGACAUCAAGUUGGAUGAUAAGCACACCAUUCCGGCCGACUCGCAAAUACUGAUAAAUUUCCACCAUUUGCAUCGCAACCCGUCCACUUGGGGUCCUGACGCGGACAAAUUCAACCCGGAUCGCUUCCUGCCGGAGAACUGCACCCAGCGCCAUCCGUACGCGUUUCUUCCGUUCAGUGCCGGACCCCGAAAUUGCAUCGGACUGCGCUACGCCUGGCUUUCGUUGAAGAUCAUUAUGGUGCACGUGCUGCGGAGGUACCGGCUAAGGACAACGCUCACAAUGGAUCAGAUCAAAAUACGAUUUUCCGUCGUUACGAGGAUCCUCAAUGGGUGCCCAAUUUCCCUGGAGGAACGAUAGCGGUAUCUUUAGGCUCGAACCUUUAAUAACUAUUAAAAUGUCUGGAUAAUACAAAAAAUCAACAGCACAAAAAGUCUAUCUGCUAGCCUCAAUAGCUCGAACGAGCACUACACUAGUGAAAGCCAAUUUAUGUCUCCUGUUUGCGCACAGAAAAGCACUUGAUAGUCAUUUGAGCCAG